AUGGACCGUGGAGCGAUAAAAGACUCAUUCAAAUCAAAAUCCACUUCCAUACCAAAACCUUUAAAUGAGCAUGUUGGCCCAUAUCUCCUUGGAAGGACCCUUGGCAAAGGAUCAUCAGGUUGCGUCAAACUUGCACACCACCGCAGGACUAAGGAGCAGGUCGCGGUCAAGAUCAUCUCCAAGGCCUCUCUGAUCAACAGGGCUGCAGUCCAUCGUGGCAUCGAGCGCGAGAUCGCCAUCAUGAAACUGAUCAAUCACCCACAUGUCAUUCGUCUCUACGAUGUCUAUGAGACCGACAAGGAACUGUUCCUGGUAAUGGAAUAUGUCUCCGGAGGCGAGCUGUUCGAAUAUCUGGUCAAUAAGGGACGACUAGGCGAGUUAGAGGCCUUACAGUUCUUUCAGCAGAUCAUCGUUGGCCUUGCUUUUUGCCAUAAGCGAAAGAUUUGCCAUCGUGAUUUAAAGCCGGAAAACCUUCUAUUGGAUGAUCAAAUGAAUGUCAAGAUUGCAGAUUUUGGAAUGGCUUCCUUGCAGAAAACGGGGAGGCUCCUGGAAACAAGCUGUGGCUCCCCACACUACGCCAGUCCCGAAGUUGUCACUGGCUUGAAGUACGACGGGUCAGCAUCGGAUAUCUGGUCGUGCGGGAUCAUUCUCUACGCUCUUCUGACAGGUCAUCUACCCUUUGAUGACGAGAACAUCCGGCAGUUGUUAGGCAAGGUCAAGAUAGGCAAAUUUUACAUGCCUACAGACAUCUCUAUAGGGGCGCGAGACCUGAUCAGUCGGAUGCUUACUGUCAAUCCCAAGCGUAGGAUAACGGUAAAGGAAAUUGAAAAGCCGGAGCUCAUUUUCUGCGAAGACUACGAGGGAUUCUAA
Molecule: messenger RNA, 870 nt
Organism: Gamsiella multidivaricata
Lineage: Eukaryota; Fungi; Mortierellomycota; Mortierellomycetes; Mortierellales; Mortierellaceae
Product: kinase-like domain-containing protein
Exons: 5
Coding region: 1-870 (289 amino acids)
Biological process (GO): microtubule cytoskeleton organization; intracellular signal transduction; protein phosphorylation
Cellular component (GO): cytoplasm
Molecular function (GO): protein serine/threonine kinase activity; tau-protein kinase activity; ATP binding
Source: RefSeq, a predicted model, not a curated record